AUGGUGGACCGACAGAGGAGCGAUGGGGCGGACGAGCUGAGAGAACACGACGAUGGGCAGAGCUUGUUGGGCCGCGCGGAUUCAGACGCCGCCACUUGCGGCUGCAUUCCCGUCAUGCGCGCCGUGGCCGCACGGGAUGUCGAGAGGCAUGAUGGCGCCAGCGGCGGCCCACCAGACGGCGGCGCGAGAGACCGCGAAUCGUCUCACGCUCGGACGCCAGAUUUCGAACCCGCUGUUUCAUCAGAUUGCGAGACGCCCGACGACGCGGCGGCUGCAGGAGCAGACAGAGCAUCCGGCAUUUCUGACUCGCCUCUAAGCGCGCGGCUCCCCGCUGUUGCCGCGUCCGCGUGUGCGGAUUCACCGCGCGCGCGACAGCAGCCAUUGGAUGAUCCGCCGAGGAGCGCGGAGAUCGAUGGCUGCACUGUGGGCGUCACUCUUGAGCCGCCUUCACACGAUGCAUCGGUUGCCGCGGAGCCGAAGCCGCCCGUGGCGAAGCUUCCUCGAACGUCCAUUGCCGAGCUCUCAGUCACGACGUACAGCUACAUCAGCCACCGCGCGUUCGUGCGAGGGCUGCUUUGCUCCUGCUGCUCGCGCCACGCGCACACCUGCGCGGCUCGCAUCGGCCGUCGCUGUAACGGGUGCGACUGCAGCAGUGGCAGCAGCACGAGGCACGGCGGCGGCAGUAGCAGCUUGGCGGGAUGGGCGGAAGUGGCGUUGGAUCGACUGAGCAUCGUGGCGCAUCUGACCACUUUCUCCAUCAUCGGGAUUGCCAUUCAGCACGGCAUGGACCUGCUGUUCGGGCCAGAGGUGGCGCAUGUGACGAGCGACGAGCAGGCCAUCUUCAUCGACCUGCCUGCCAACAUGGUUCUUCCGACUCCCUCCCUCCCUCCUCCCUCCCUCCCUCCCUCCCUCCCUCCCUCCCUCCCUCCCUCCCUCCCUCCCCCUCUCUCUCCAAUCGUUCCUUCCUUCCUCUCUCCCAUUCACGCCCUCCCGCAGCUCGGCUGCUUCCUGCUGGGCAUGCUGGGGGUGGUGUUCCUGCCGGCGCUGCUCUCACACUCACGCCACCUGGCCAUAGGGCUGGUGGUGGGGCUGUGUGGGAGCAUCUCCACCUUCGCCACGUGGAACCAGCGCAUGCUCGCCAUCGCCACUGCCGGCCUCUGGGUCCGCGCCCUCUUUGGCUACUUCGCAGGGUCCGUGCUGCCCAUCAUCUCCGUCGUCGUGGGGGCAGACACAGCCCACAACCUCUGCUCUCUCCAUUCCUACCUCUCCUCCCGCUCCAGUUCCCCACACUCCUCACCCGUCCCUUCGCUCCUCCCAACCACCACGUCCACACUCCCUCCCUCCUCCUCUACUCCAACCCCCCACUCGCCCUCACAUCCGCCCUCCCCCUCACACUCCCCCUCCCCCACUCUCUCCCCAUCAUCAUCCGCCCGUCGCCACCUCAUCCCCAUGCUGCUGUGCGCGCUCGGCCUCUGGGGGGCGGCCAUCACGGGGGCGGUGCUCGCCGCCGCACACUGCGCCAGCCUGCAGGCCUUCUUCUUUGCCUGCGCGCUCGCCCCCCUCGGCACGUGCCUGCGCUGGUCCCUGCUGCCCCUCAACGGGGCUGGCCUGGGGAGGUGGAUGGGAGCAGGUGGAGCAGGGGGGGGAAAGGGUGGUGGGAAGGGGGAGGGAGACGCGGGGUUGGUGGCAUGGAUGCCGUGGGGGACCCUUACAGCCAACGUGGGGGCUGCUGCUUUGGAAGCUGCCAUUUCCGUCGCGUAUCUCGCGUUCCACCCUAAGCGAUCCCCUCUCCUCGCGCUUCAAAUGGCUCUUCGCGUUUUCGCAGCCCUCGCGGCGCUCAUCGCAGCGCUCGCCGUCCUUGCUCCCGCUAGUGCCACCACUUACCGCUCCACGUUCAGCGACGGGAUUAACUCCGGCGGCGGCGCGUGCUACUAUGAGGGCAACUUCCGCGACUCGGAAUAUUUCUACAAAGGGCUGACCGCGUACCUGCCCCAAAAUAAGUACGAUGGCGGCAAGGGCUGCGGCACGUGCUACGAGAUCGAGUGCAAGAACCACAAGAGCUGCCGAAGCGGCAGCGUGAUCGUGCGCGCGACAGGCCGGCACGGCGAUGAUCAGUUCCUGCUCGCCUCCACCGCGUGGGACAAAAUCGUCCGCGGCCGCGACGCGGGGAACGUGGAGAUUAAGUUCCGCAGCGUCGACUGCCCGAAGAACGGCGACAUCGGGGUGAAAAUCAUGCCAGGGACGAACCAGUACUGGUUCGCGGUCCAGAUUCUUGGCGCCGCGAAAGCCGGCGGCGUGGAGGGAGUGGAACUAUCGAAGGACGGCAAGAAGUGGAGCAAGUUGAAGCGGCUCGCGGAGAGCGCCACGUGGGCCUUGGAUCCCGCGAAGGAGAUCGUGGAUGCGGGGAAGAAGGUGAGCGUGCGCGUCACGGCGGUGGGCGGCGCGCGCGUGGAGCUGAAGGACGUCAUUCCCGAGAAGUGGACCGUUGGGAACACGUACAAGAGCAGCACCAACUUCUAG
Molecule: messenger RNA, 2520 nt
Organism: Closterium sp. Naga37s-1
Lineage: Eukaryota; Viridiplantae; Streptophyta; Zygnematophyceae; Desmidiales; Closteriaceae
Source: the annotation of a GenBank genome assembly